Mus musculus (house mouse) is the source of this 1671-nucleotide messenger RNA. It is a transcript of the gene Art3, whose product is annotated as ADP-ribosyltransferase 3. Gene Ontology annotation, molecular function: NAD+-protein-arginine ADP-ribosyltransferase activity. The coding region runs from base 258 to 1409 and encodes 383 amino acids. The record is from RefSeq and is a predicted model, not a curated record. Gene Ontology annotation, cellular component: plasma membrane. The transcript is spliced from 12 exons. NCBI's taxonomy places the organism in Eukaryota, Metazoa, Chordata, Mammalia, Rodentia, Muridae.
GUUUGCUUCCAGAACUUUCCUCCACCCGGAGCUCAACGCUCACUCUACGCGUGUAGCUGCUGGGGCUGCCUGCACUGAUCUGCUGAAGAAAAGAAGCACUUUAGGGAAGAAAGAGGGGAAGUUUCUCCCAAAUUGAAACUCGUGUGCUCGUUUUAAUUUCUCAGUGUCUGGACUCUCCUCUUGGCACCAGUGUCUCCUAAAAGUGAAGGGUCGUGACUGAAAACCAGCGCAUUUCUUGAAAGUCCGCUACGUGAAAAAUGAAGAUGGGACAUUUUGAAAUGGUCACCACGCUGCUGGCAGCCGCAGUUCUAAUGGACAUCUUCCAGGUGAAGGCGGAAGUGUUAGACAUGGCAGAGAACGCGUUUGACGACGAAUACCUGAAGUGCAAAAGCAGAAUGGAAUCGAAGUAUAUUCCGCAGAUGAAGAGGGAGGAGUGGGCAAACGAUGCGCUCCUGCGGAUGGUGUGGGACAAUGCGGAGAUCCAGUGGGAAGCGCGGAAGGCUCAGCUCUUCCUCCCUAGAAACUUCAAGGACACCUAUGGCAUAGCUCUGACGGCCUACGUGAAUGAGGCUCAAGAGCAGACUUCCUUCUACCACACAUUCAGCAGCGCUGUGAAGAUGGCCGGCCUGUCCCGAAGACGGUACAUCUAUAACUUCCCGUUCAAGGCUUUUCAUUUUUACUUGGUGAGAGCCCUGCAGCUGCUGAGACGACCUUGCGAGAAAAGUUACAAAACUGUGGUGUACAGCACAAGCCCAGACAUUUCAUUCACAUUCGGAGAGCAAAACCAAGCCAGGCUGGGUAACUUCACGUUGGCGUAUUCAGCCAAACCGGAGACAGCCGACAACCAACGGGUGCUAACCAUCCAGACCUGCUUUGGAGUCGCCGUGGGAAAGUUUCUUAAUAAAGAAGACGACAGCGUUGUUUUAAUACCUCUGAGUGAGGUUUUUCAAGUGUCGAGGAAAGGAACUAGCAACGACCUUGUCCUUCAGAGCAUAAACAGUACCUGCAGCUACUACGAGUGCGCAUUCCUCGGGGGUCUGAAAACAGAAAAUUGUAUCGCGAACGCAGAAUAUAUUGACCCUAGGUAUCUCUACAACCCAGAUAUGGACAAUCAGAAGCUUGAAGACUCUGUGCCUGGAAUCAAACCCUGGGCCCCCUGCAAGCUAGGUAGGAACAACCUUGACCCUGACAGAAUGCCAGAAAUUAAAGUGCUACAAACAGAGGAAAAUCCUCUCCUGCCGGAUGAAAAGCCUGACAGAAGUCGAGGAAAGGCCAACAAUCCUACUCCAGGUCUGGUUCCAGGUCCGAAAUCCCAUCCCUCUGCAUCCUCUGGCAAUACGCUCCUUCCAUCAGUCAUGGCAUCCACCAUUUUACUCGUUGCUUCUGCUGUAAACUUCAUCGAGCUAUAGCUUGAAACGCUAUCUUAAUCUUUAUCUGAAAGACUGCUAUGGGGAUCCCACAGGAAGUCAAGAGAAAAAAAUGUAGUUUUCCUUGGACAGACUUGACUGUAUAAAAGAACUGUAUAUUUGUUCCUCAUUUUACAAUUUAAAAAGCUGGUCCAGAUAGUAUCAUAGAAUUAACUUUUCAUUUCUGUAUUAAUUUUAGGACUGCAAAAAUCCCAAAGCUAUAUACUUUUUGAUCGGAUUCAAUAAAAACUUUAAGUUUACUAAA